Drosophila nasuta is the source of this 4449-nucleotide messenger RNA. RefSeq names its product M13 family metallopeptidase neprilysin 3 (gene Nep3). Gene Ontology annotation, biological process: protein processing. The record is from RefSeq and is a predicted model, not a curated record. The coding region runs from base 450 to 2819 and encodes 789 amino acids. The transcript has 9 exons. Gene Ontology annotation, molecular function: metalloendopeptidase activity. Gene Ontology annotation, cellular component: plasma membrane. Lineage: Eukaryota; Metazoa; Arthropoda; Insecta; Diptera; Drosophilidae.
AGCACAAGCGCCAACAGCGGCAGCCAAAAAGCAGUUGCCAAAAAUAAAAUAAGAAAAUAGAUUAAUUUUCAUUUUCGUUUUUCCGAUCCCAACGCGAAUUCGCUAAAUUAUAAACAUAAUAGAAAACAAGAAUGUGGCUAAGGUUAAAUUAGUGCUUUGGCCAGCUUUUGGCACAAAAACACAACAAAAUAAACACGAAAAUGAAAAUGGAAAGCAACAAAUAAGUGUCGGAAAAGUGGUUAAAGCCAAACUCCCAAAAAAUGUACACAAAUACAUGUGUGUGUAUAUCAGCAAAUAAUCAACAUUAAACAAUAGUAAAUAGAAGAAGAAGAAGAAGUAGUUGAAGAACAACAACAAGAGGCGACAAACAACAACAAUAGCAACGACGAGAAGCAGCAACAGCGAGCUGGGAAAAAAGUUUAUUGCAUCUAUUCAGGCGCAUAAAGAAAAUGAGCGCAAAGAUGACACGCUACAAACAGACCGAAUUUACGGAAGAUGAUUCAAGUUCAAUUGGCGGCAUUCAGCUGAACGAGGCGUCGGGACAUCCAGGCAUGCAGAUACGCUAUCAUACGGCGCGGGCAACAUGGAACUGGCGAUCACGAAACAAAACCGAAAAACUCUUACUGAUUGUCACAUUUGUGAUGGCAAUUGUGAUUUUAACACAGUUCUGUGUUUUAUUCUCCAAUAACUCAAAUGACAACACAAAGCAUGUGCUGCAUGUGCAGCCACACAAGAAAGAUUGCCUCUCGGCCAAUGAGUUGCCCUGCCUCAAUGAGCACUGCAUAUUUGCGUCUAGCGAGAUUCUAAGGUCGAUUGAUGUCACUGUGGAUCCCUGCGAUGAUUUCUAUGGAUAUGCAUGCAAUCAGUGGAUCAAAAACAAUCCCAUACCCGAAGGCAAAUCAACGUGGGGCACUUUCGGUAAGCUGGAGCAGAUGAAUCAGCUGAUCAUACGCAAUGUGCUGGACAAGCCGGCCAAGAGUUUCAAAUCGAACGCAGAGCGCAAGGCAAAAGUCUACUACGAGUCCUGCCUGGAUGUGGAUGAGCACAUGGAGAAGUUGGGCGCGAAGCCAAUGAAUGAUUUGCUAACCAAAAUCGGAGGCUGGAAUGUGACGCAGAGUGGCUACAAUGUGACCAAAUGGAAACUGGGCAGUGCACUCAAAAUAUUGCACAACAAAUACAAUUUCAACUGUUUGUUUGGUUGGGCCAUUGGCGAAGAUGACAAGAACUCCACUCGCCACGUUAUACAGAUUGAUCAGGGUGGCCUCACGUUGCCCACUGCGGAUUAUUACAACAAUAAGACGGAUAUUCAUCGCAAGGUGCUCAGCGAGUAUAUCGAAUACAUGACCAAGAUCUGUGUGCUUUUGGGUGCCAAUGAGACGGAUGCGCGGGCCCAGAUGGAGGGCGUCAUCAAUUUUGAGAAGAAACUUGCCAACAUCACCAUCCCGAUGGAGGAUCGACGCAACGAGGAGGCAAUGUAUCAUCCCAUGAAACUGAAGGAACUCAAUGUGCUUGCUCCAUUUCUCAACUGGACCGAUCACUUCGAUAAUGCCAUGCAGUUGGUGAACAGACGCGUCACCGACGACGAAGUUGUCGUCGUCUAUGCGCCCGACUUUCUCAAGAAUCUCUCCAACAUCAUAAUGAGCAUGCAGCAAACGGAAGCUGGCAAAAUCACUCUGAACAACUAUCUGACGUGGCAGGCAGUGCGCACGCUGACCAGCUGCUUGUCCAAGCCCUUCAGGGAUGCGUAUAAGGGCGUGCGUAAGGCGUUGAUGGGCUCCGAUGGCGGCGAGGAGGUGUGGCGCUAUUGCGUCUCCGAUACGAACAAUGUGGUUGGCUUUGCAGUCGGUGCGAUAUUUGUGCGGCAGGCCUUCCAUGGCGAAUCCAAGCCAGCGGCGGAGCAAAUGAUCGGCGAGAUACGCGAAGCCUUUAAAAUGAAUUUACAAAAUCUCAGCUGGGUAGACAAGCAGACGCGUGAGCGCGCCAUUGAGAAGGCCAAUGAGAUCUCAGAUAUGAUCGGUUUCCCCGACUACAUACUCGAUCCGAUUGAGUUGGAUAAGAAAUACGCUGAACUGAAUAUCACAGCUGAUGCGUAUUUCGAGAAUAACAUUCAAGUGGCCAUUUACAAUUUGAAGAGCAAUCUGAAGAAGUUGGAUCAGCCAGUGAAUAAGACGAAUUGGGGCAUGACACCGCAAACAGUGAACGCUUAUUAUACGCCGACCAAAAAUCAAAUUGUUUUCCCCGCCGGCAUCCUGCAGACACCGUUCUUCGACAUCAACAAUCCCAAGAGUCUCAAUUUCGGUGCCAUGGGCGUUGUGAUGGGCCACGAGCUGACGCAUGCCUUCGAUGAUCAGGGACGGGAGUAUGACAAAUAUGGCAAUAUUAAUCGUUGGUGGGAUGCCAAGAGUAUCGAACGUUUCAAUGAGAAAUCCGAGUGCAUAGCUCGACAAUACAGCGGCUUUAAGCUCAACGGACGCAAUCUAAAUGGCAAACAGACAUUGGGCGAGAACAUUGCUGACAAUGGCGGCCUGAAGGCUGCGUAUCAUGCCUAUUUGCGCACUAAGCCCGAAAAGGAUGCAGAUGUCCUUAGGCUGCCCGGCUUGAAUUUAACGCAUGAACAGCUCUUCUUUGUGUCCUUUGCCCAGGUUUGGUGCUCCAGCACAACGGAUGAGACAAAUCUGCUGCAAAUGGAAAAGGAUCCGCAUUCACCGUCGCAAUUUCGCGUUAUUGGCACGCUGUCGAAUAUGAAGGAAUUUGCCGAGGUAUUCCAGUGUAAGCCCGACAAACGCAUGAAUCCGACCAAGAAAUGCGAAGUCUGGUAAACAGAAUCGAAACGGAAAAGAUCUCAGUAACUAAAGCACAAGAAACAAACAAAGAAAAUAUAUCUAAAGGAAUAACUUCACCUCUAUGGAAGAUGAUGAUUGUCUUUAGUGCUUAUAGAGCUCACAGUUUGUCAUGUGCUAUAUGUUUGCAUUGUCGUUUGUUUUCUUGCAGAGUCGAUCAAUUUUUUUUUUAAGAGAGAGUUUAAUUUUUUAUACCAAUUGAAAAUAUCUCAAAUGACUUAAAUAUUUGUCAAACGACUUGAAUUAAUUACAAGUGUAACACAAAAAAUAAGAAAAAAAAUAAUCGAAAAAAAACAAAAAAUGAUUUACAAAAUUUAUAGUCUGUAAUAAUUAUAUUCCAGUGCACACAACACAACCAAAAAACUAUUUGAAAACUACCAAAGAAAUUAACGUAUUAUUAAGCAUACGCAAUGAAUUCUGCGAGUAAAUAAUUCAUUUAAUAUAUAUUUAGUAUUUUGAGAGAACGUCAGUCAUUGUGCCUAUGAAAAAAAAAGAAUAUCUGACGAUAAACCGAUUGCAUAGUUUAUUUUUUGGGCACGGGCAUUCACCGACUAUAAGCCGAUUAGCCUGGGCCAUAAUUUACCAAAAAGCCGAGACUUAAACAACAGCAAAACACCAAAGCAACUAGCGCAACAACAACAACAGUAAAAAGAAAAAAAACACAAAAAGAAAUACAACUUCGAAACAACUUGAAAUCGAAAGUGUUAACACAACCAAACAAAAGUAUCUCUAAUAAUAAUAAUUACAAUAAUAGAAAGUUUCAUUUAUAUGAACCAGAUCGCGUGUGUGUGUGCGUGUAAUAGCUGUGUAUGUAUUUAGUAGAUAUAAACAAUUUGUAAUUGUAAGCGGCAGACCUCAAUGGGUCAGCUCCUAGAUAACUGUGUAACUAGCUAUUUGUAUAACUAUUUAUGUAUGUAUAUUGAAUGUAUAAACAACAAACAAAAAAAAAAUAAUAAUAGAACACAAUAUUGAAAAGAGAAUUUUCGCAAAUUUCAAUUUCCAAAAAUAUAUAAAAAAAAACUAAGGAAAACACAUUUUCUUUGUCCUAAGCUUAAGUGUGUGUAUGGAAACGAAUGAGAUAGACAGAUAAAUGAGACAAAUGGAACGAGAGAGAGAGAGAGAGAGAGAAAGAGAGUUGCAGUUUCUUCUGCCUUUUCGUUGCCAAACUCCAAAGUGCGAAUUAUAUAUGAAGCAUAAUUUUGUAUGUUUUUUAUAGUAUGUAAACUUAGUUAAUCAGAAGCAAAAACUAAAAACACUUUUCGAUUGUCGCUAGUUAAGUGAAAUUUAAACAAAAUCAAAGUAGGUCUGUAUUUAAAUUUUCUUUUUUCCCCACUUGCGUGUGUAUGCGUGUGUACGAUUAUUAUAUAUAAACUUGACCAUAGAAAAAGAGACAAAACACCAAUCAAAAAGAAAGAAGAAAAUUGCAACAGCUAUCCCUUAAAAACAAAGAAUUUUAAAUGAUAGAGAGAGACCAAAGCGCAAAAAACAAAACAAAAAAAAAUCAUGUCUAUAGUACUAAGCAUUUGGCACAUAUCAAGUUUAAUGAAUACGUACAAUGAUAUGUGUGUGUGUAGCAUACUGAAUACAACAAAAAAUCAAAUAACGAAAC